AAGCAAGCCGCCGGCCUGUCAAGCUUAUUACAUAGCUGCCUGAUUAACGUUGUCUUUGAAACAACGUGAUAGCCCUGUGUGCUAGUCAGUGUAAGGAAGACAAAAUUCCUUGGAAACCUAUUCAGUGGGUUUAUCUUCCAGAUUUGAUAGAUGCAAAAGGCAAAGGGGGAACAUGGGCAAAGGAAGAUUUGAUGAAAAAGAAAAUGUGUCCAACUGCAUCCAGUUGAAAACCUCGGUUAUUAAGGGUAUUAAAAAUCAAUUGAUAGAGCAAUUUCCAGGUAUUGAACCAUGGCUUAAUCAAAUCAUGCCUAAGAAAGAUCCUGUGAAAAUUGUCCGAUGCCAUGAACAUAUAGAAAUCCUUACAGUAAAUGGAGAAUUACUGUUUUUUAGACAGAGAGAAGGGCCUUUUUAUCCAACGUUAAGAUUACUUCAUAAAUAUCCUUUUAUCUUGCCACAUCAGCAGGUUGAUAAAGGAGCCAUCAAAUUUGUACUCAGUGGAGCAAAUAUCAUGUGUCCUGGCUUAACUUCUCCUGGAGCGAAGCUUUACCCUGCUGCAGUAGAUACUAUUGUUGCAAUCAUGGCAGAAGGAAAGCAGCAUGCUUUAUGUGUUGGUGUCAUGAAGAUGUCUGCAGAAGAUAUUGAGAAAGUCAACAAAGGAAUUGGCAUUGAAAAUAUCCAUUAUUUAAAUGAUGGGCUGUGGCAUAUGAAGACAUAUAAAUGAGCCUCAAAAGGAAUGUGCUUGGGCUAAAUAUGGAUAUUGUGCUAUAUCUGUGUUUGUGUCUGUUUGUGAUAGCAUGAAGAUGAUGCCCCCAUGAUUAUGCUGAAUAAAUUCUGCAAAUACUAAAA
This is a messenger RNA of Psammomys obesus (fat sand rat), 846 nucleotides long. It is a transcript of the gene Mcts1, whose product is annotated as MCTS1 re-initiation and release factor. Gene Ontology annotation, molecular function: RNA binding. The coding region runs from base 173 to 721 and encodes 182 amino acids. The transcript is spliced from 6 exons. NCBI's taxonomy places the organism in Eukaryota, Metazoa, Chordata, Mammalia, Rodentia, Muridae. The record is from RefSeq and is a predicted model, not a curated record. Gene Ontology annotation, biological process: formation of translation preinitiation complex.